UCAGCGGAGUGUCGUCUCUGAGAGCGGAACACUUUUAUGGCGGCGGACACAAAGAGCUGACGGUCGCAGCGCAGCAGCACAGUCGGGACAAGAGCCUCUGUACGCGGCCUGAACAGCGUCGAAGCUCCGCAGAAACAACCUCCGCCCACUUUGAUGCCCGUCACUCUCUCCGCGGGAGUCUGUCGUCGACCGGAAAGUGACCGUUAAACUUUGGAAAAGUUGGGAUAGAGUUUGAGUUUGAGCCGCGCCGUGAUUUUUCUGUCGGAGAUCAAAAUGAGAGUGAUCCGGGCUCUGGUGGCCUGGAGCUGGGUGGCGGCGGUGUGUGUCCGCGCUGCCAUGGACGAGUGUUCGGACGAGCAGGGCCGAGCGCAGCGCUGCCUGCCCGAGUUCGUCAACGCCGCGUUUAACGUAACGGUGGUGGCGAGCAACACCUGCGGCUCUCCACCCGAGGAGUACUGCGUCCAGACCGGCGCCACCGGGGUCACCAAGUCCUGCCACAUCUGCGACGCCCGGGACCCGCGGAACCACCACAGCGCCGUCUACCUGACCGACUACAACAACCAGCAGGACACAACCUGGUGGCAGAGCCAGACCAUGUUGGCGGGUAUCCAGUACCCGAACACCAUCAACCUCACCCUGCACCUCGGUAAAUCCUUCGACAUCACCUACGUCCGCCUCAAGUUCCACACCAGCCGACCCGAGAGCUUCGCCAUCUACAAGAGGAGCAGAGAGGACGGACCCUGGGUCCCGUACCAGUUCUACAGCGGCUCCUGUGAGAAGACGUAUCACAAACAGAGUCACGUCUUCAUCCGCACCGGAGACGACGAGCAGCAGGCGCUCUGCACCGACGACUUCAGCGACAUCUCGCCGCUCACCGGAGGAAACGUGGCCUUCUCCACACUGGAGGGACGACCCAGCGCCUACAACUUUGACCACAGCCCCGUCCUCCAGGACUGGGUGACGGCCACUGACAUCAAAGUGACCCUGAACAGACUCAACACGUUUGGAGACGAAGUCUUCAACGACCCCAAAGUCCUCAAGUCCUAUUACUACGCCAUCUCUGACUUUGCUGUGGGAGGAAGGUGUAAGUGUCACGGUCAUGCCAGUGAGUGUGUGAAGAACACCGCAGGUCGUCUGGUGUGCGACUGUAAACACAACACAGCGGGCGAUGACUGUAACGUGUGCAAAGCGUUUUUUAACGAUCGUCCAUGGAGACGAGCGACGGCCGACAGCGCUAACGAGUGUUUGCCCUGUGACUGUAACGGGAAAAGUUCCGAGUGUUACUUCGAUGCCGAGCUCUACCGCGCCAUGGGUCACGGUGGUCACUGCAGGAACUGCGCCGACAACACGGACGGCCCCAACUGCGAGCGUUGCCUCGACAACCACCACAGAGACGAGAGCGGCAGCCGCUGUCUGUCCUGCAGCUGCAACGCUGUGGGCUCCAUGUCUCCUCAGUGUGAUCACAGAGGGAUGUGUGCGUGUAAACCUGGUGUGACGGGAGAGAAGUGUGACCGCUGUCAGCCGGGAUAUCACAGUCUGACAGAGGCUGGCUGCAGAGCGUGCUCUUGCUCGCCUUCUGGCAGCACUCAGGAGUGUGACGUGAACACAGGUCAGUGUCGCUGUAAAGACAACGUGGAGGGCUUCACCUGUGACAGGUGUAAACUGGGCUUCUUUAAUCUGGAUCAGAUGAACCCUCUUGGAUGUACUCCGUGCUUCUGUUUCCAGCACUCGUCUGUGUGUGACAGCGCCGACGGCUUCAGCGUUCACACCAUCAGCUCCUCCUUCCACACAGAUGAUGAACAGUGGACAGCUCAGCAGCGUGAUGGAUCCAGUGUCUCUGUCCUCUGGUCACCAAGUGAACAGGAAAUCUCCCUCAUGUCUGAUAAUUAUUUACCCAUGUACUUCAUCGCGCCAGGAAAGUUCUUGGGGAACCAGAUGCUGAGUUUCGGACAGAACCUGACACUGAGUUUCCGGGUCGACCGUCGCGACACUCGUCUGUCGGCGGAGGAUCUGGUUCUUGAGGGAGGCAGCCUGAGAGUGGCCGUCCCCCUUAUUGCCCAGGGCAAUGCCUACCCCAACGAGAACAUGCAGACAUACGUGUUCAGGCUCCAUGACAGCACAGAUUAUCCCUGGAGGCCGACCAUCAGCCACUCCGACUUCCAGAAACUUCUCCACAACCUGACGGCCGUGAAGAUCCGGGGCACCUACAGCGAGAGGAGUGCUGGUUACCUCGACGACGUCUCCUUGGUGACAGCAAGGCGUGGUCCAGGUGUCCCCGCCCGUUGGGUGGAGCAGUGCACGUGUCCUCAGGGUUACCAGGGGCAACACUGUGAGCAGUGCACUCUGGGAUUCCGGCGUGGACAACCUGAGCUCGGAUCGUUCAGCUCCUGUGAAGCGUGUAACUGUAACGGACACAGCGACGCCUGCAACCCUGACACAGGAGCAUGUGACUGUCAGCACCACACGUCAGGUUUAAGCUGUGAACGUUGUAAAGAUGGUUUCUAUGGCGACGCCGCUCAGGGAACAGUGGACGACUGUUCGCCAUGUCCGUGUCCGACCGGCGCCACCUGUGCUGUCGUCCCCAAGACCAGAGAGGUGGUUUGUACCAACUGUCCUGUGGGAACCACAGGUAAGCGCUGUGAGCUGUGUGAUGAUGGUUUCUUUGGCGACCCUCUGGGUGAGAGUGGAGUGGUCAGGACGUGCAGAGUGUGUAAGUGCAGUGACAACAUCGACCCUAACGCCGUGGGCAACUGUGACCGUGAGACGGGCGAGUGUCUGAAGUGCAUCUACAACACGGACGGCUUCUUCUGCGACCGCUGCAAAGACGGUUUCUAUGGCAACGCCCUGGCCGCCAACACCGCUGACAAGUGCAAACCCUGCUCCUGUUCUGUCUUUGGGACAGUGGGAGGACAGUUGUCUUGCUCUCAGGUCACAGGACAGUGUCCAUGUCUUCCUAACGUGUCUCAGCGUGACUGCAGCGCCUGUGAACUCGGCUUCUUCAACCUGCAGAGUGGCAGCGGCUGUGAACGGUGUAACUGUAAUCCCAUUGGCUCCACUGAUGGUCAGUGUGACAUCAUCAGUGGUCAGUGUGAGUGUCAGCCCGGCAUCAGCAGCCUCCACUGCGACCGCUGCGAGGUCAACUUCUUCGGCUUCAGUUCGUCCGGCUGCAAACCGUGCGACUGUGACCCUGAAGGCUCUCAGUCGUCUCAGUGUAAAGACGACGGUCGCUGCGAGUGUCGGCCCGGCUUCGUCGGCGCUCGCUGUGACAUGUGUGAGGAGAAUUACUUCUACAACCGCUCAGUGCCGGGAUGUCAGCAGUGUCCGUCCUGCUACAGUCUGGUCAGAGACAAGGUGAACCAGCAGAGGCAGAAACUUCACGACCUUCAGACGCUCAUCGAUAACCUGGGCUCCGGUCAGGAGACGGUCAGCGACGCAGCGUUUGAAGAUCGACUCAAGGAGGCGGAGCGAGCCAUCAUGGAGCUGCUGGAGGAGGCGGAGACUAGCAGAGAUGUUGACCGAGGCCUGCUGGAGCGUCUGAACACCAUCAACAACACGCUGACCACGCAGUGGAACCGCCUCCAGAACAUCCGCAGCACCGUGGAUGACACUGGCGCUCAAGCUGACCGCGCCCGCAACCGAGUCCGCGACGCCGAGAGUCUGAUCGACCGAGCGCGGCAGGAGCUCGACAAGGCCAAGGACGCCGUCAGCAAAGUGGACAUCAAACCACCAGGAGGCAGUGGCGAGCCCAACAACAUGACACUGUUAGCAGAGGAAGCUCGACGACUGGCUGAGAAACACAAGAUGGACGCCGAUCAGAUCGAGAAGAUCUCCAGAGACGCCAACGAGACGUCGACCAAAGCGUACAACGUUCUGCUGAAGACGCUGGACGGAGAGAGCAAGACCAGCCAGGAAGUGGACGAGCUCAACAAGCGGUAUAAUGAGGCGAAGGACCUGGCCAAGAACCUGGAGAAACAGGCCAACAAGGUCCAGGCGGAGGCCGAGGACGCAGGAGACAAAGCUCUGAAGAUCUUCGCUAACUUGACCAGUUUACCGCCGUUUGACACAAAAGCUCUGGAGGAGGAAGCGGGAAAGAUCAAGAAAGAGGCAUCAGAUCUGGACAAACUGAUCGACAAGACGGAGGCAGAGUACAACGACCUCCGAGACGACCUGAAGCUGAAAGAGCAGGAAGUUCGUAAACUGCUGGAGAAGGGCAAGAGUGAGCAGCAGACAGCAGAUCAGCUGUUAGCUCGAGCCAACGCCGCUAAAGCGUUAGCUGAGGAGGCGGCGAAGAAAGGACAGUCCACGUUUAAAGAAGCCGAGGGAAUUCUCAACGACCUCAGAGAUUUUGAUCAGAGAGUCAACGACAACAAGACGGCGGCGGAGGACGCCAUGAAAAAGAUCCCCGCCAUCAACGCCACCAUCUUGGCUGCCAACGAGAAGACCCGGCAGGCGGAGGCAGCGCUCGGCAACGCCGCCGCCGACGCCCGGGAGGCCAAGAACAAGGCGGAGGAUGCGGAGAAGAUCGCCAGCAACGUCCAGAAGGGCUCCGCCCAGACCAAGGAGGACGCAGAGAAGGCGUUCCAGGAUGCCAACAAGCUGGACGACGAGGUGGACGACAUGAUGGAUCAGCUGAGCGCCGCCGAGCAGGAGCUGGCGAGAAAGAAGGCGGAGGCCGACGACGACAUGAUGAUGGCGGGAAUGGCGUCCAGCAGCGCCAAGGAGGCUGAGGACAACGCACGCAAGGCCAAGAGCGCCGUGAAGGUGGUCCUGAGCACCAUCACCGCCCUGCUAGAUCAGCUGGGCAACAUCGAUAAGGUGGAUCUGAGCAAACUGAACCAGAUCGACGAGUUGCUGAAGAGCGCCAAGAACAAGAUGGCCGACAGUGACCUGGACAGGAAGUUGUUGGAGCUGAACGACAUGGCGCAGAAUCAGGAUAACAUGAUCAAGGAAUACGAGAUGCAGAUCAGCGGCAUCCAAAAAGACAUCAACAACCUCAAUGACAUCAAGAACACGUUACCCGAAGGCUGCUUCAACACACCGUCUCUGGAGAGGCCAUAAGCCCCGCCCCCUCCCCUCACACGCCCCUCCCCCUCCACAUCUAACACUCCGGCAAACACGCUGACUUUUACCAAAACCUUUUUUUUUUUAACUUUUCUUUUCAACAUUCUUGUGUUUUCUUUUACGAGAGAGAAACCGACGUUUGAGAAAUCCACGGUCGCGUUUUAACGAGAGAAAAGCAGCUGCUGUCGUUUCCACGGCAACCACGCGGUCACAACACCAUGAACUCACCGGUGAACAGAGGUCGCGCUGAGGUCAACGAACUUCAGAAAAAAAGAGAAAAAAACACAAUCCCGACAUGACUGCACCCGCCCGCUCCAUGACAGGAAGCUCCGCCCACAUAGUGAACCACCACUUCCUGCCGUCAGAGCGUCACACGUGAAGGAAUCCUCCAACGCAACGCUUUGCUUUUUUCACCUGCUGUCACUGAUGUUGUCUCUUUUGUCUUCUCGUCUUUUGUUGUUGACGUGAUCUUUCUUUUCUCUUGUUAUCUCUUUUGUCUUCUGUUUUGUUAUUAUUCUGUGAUCUUGUCCCUGAAAGUGACGUGUGGGAUAAAAAAAAUAACAGGCGACGUUUCCGUGUGUGCCACCAUGUGCCCGUGCCGCUCCGUGUGCGUGGCGCCCCGUGAGUGUGUGGCGCCGCGUGUGCGUGCUGCCACCCACUGUGGCUUCCACCAAUCACGUGUCGGCGUCUCGUCCUCCAGCUAAAAUCCAACACUAUGCAACUUUGUACAUUUGCGUAGCGAGAGUUUUCUCUGAUACACUGGUGCUAAUAAUAAUUAUUAUUUCAAGUGUUUUUAUUUUUGAGUGAAUGUUUUUUAUUUGUGUAAAUAUGACGACAAACGUCGCAUCACGUUCAAUCACAAUCAACGGAAACCUCCUGGUUAAUAUAUACAUGUUUCUAUGGUAACGACGUCUGUGGUAUGUUUAUUACUAUAUUAUUAUUAUUAUUAUUAUCAAUAUUUCAUCUGUGUGUUAUUGAUUAUUUUCACACGUUAAUUCAACAUAACUGAUUUGUUUAGCGUUGACCCAUUAACCAAUCAGUGCACAUUUGAAAGUGGCCGUCGUCCACGCCAAGUUAUUUUGUAACGAGCUCGGUCACAUGUUGCGACAUAGUUUCCUGUUUGAAUUUGUGUUUUGUGCCUUAAUCUAAAGUCGGGUCGUAACCAUGGCGACUCCAGCUUCGAUGUCACACCGCUCGGUCCGACCGCUCUCUUCUCCCUCCAUCCAUGCGGUGGCGCUGCACGACGCAGCACACACACACACACACACACACUCAUGAUGUAUAAACAGUAUUUUAAGUUAUAAUGUACCAGUUAUUUGUGUGUAACUUUGUGUUUGAUGCUUAUGUGCUGCGUCGCCUGCAUGGCCCCUCCCCCUCUGUUCUGUCACAAUGACAUCACGAUGAUGUCGUCAUGUUUCCACCUGUGACGACCCCAGUUUGACCCUGCGUGUCCACAUGUGCCUGUAAAUCGUAACAUUUGAAUAAUUAAAAGUUUACUACAUGAA
Solea solea (common sole) is the source of this 6566-nucleotide messenger RNA. It is a transcript of the gene lamc1, whose product is annotated as laminin, gamma 1. Gene Ontology annotation, molecular function: extracellular matrix structural constituent. The coding region runs from base 274 to 5058 and encodes 1594 amino acids. The record is from RefSeq and is a predicted model, not a curated record. Lineage: Eukaryota; Metazoa; Chordata; Actinopteri; Pleuronectiformes; Soleidae. The transcript has 28 exons.